This is a messenger RNA of Fraxinus pennsylvanica, 2994 nucleotides long. Lineage: Eukaryota; Viridiplantae; Streptophyta; Magnoliopsida; Lamiales; Oleaceae. The record is from the annotation of a GenBank genome assembly.
AUGGAGGCCAGAAUUGGAGGUGAAGCUCAGCUUCAUUAUGGUCUGCCUUCCACGGAUUUGAGGACGCUGGAGAAGAGAAGUCUUGAAUGGGAUCCCAAUGAUUGGAAAUGGGAUGGACAUCUAUUCGUUGCUUCUCGAGUCAAUCAAAAUCCUUCUAAUUACCAGGGUAGGCAGUUUUUUCCACUUGAAAGUGGAAUUACUACAACUAGGGAUUCUUCUAACAGUUCCUCCUCUGGCUCCGAAGAAUUGAAUCAACGGGCUGAGAAAGAGAAGAGGGAAUUGGAGAAGAGGAGAAGACUUGUCGUAGUUGAAGAUGAUGAUUUAACAGAUGAGGGCGGCAAUCUUAUGCUAAAGCUCGGGGUACAAGACUAUCCAAUGAUAGAGAGGAGCACGGGAAAUGGGGAUGAAACAUCCGGGAAGAAGACUAAUUUGUCUGGAGCUACCUCAAGUCGCGCAGUUUGCCAGGUUGAGGACUGCGGUGCUGAUCUGAGUAAGGCCAAAGAUUAUCACAGACGGCACAAGGUUUGUGAGAUGCAUUCAAAGGCCAGUAGAGCACUUGUUGGGAAUCAAAUGCAACGUUUCUGCCAGCAGUGUAGCAGAUUUCAUGCACUUCAAGAGUUUGAUGAAGGAAAACGCAGUUGCCGUCAACGUUUAGCUGGCCACAAUAAAAGGAGGAGGAAAUCUCAACCUGACAAUUUUAAAAAUAACAAUCCUUUGAAUGAUAACCAGGCGAGUAGUCAUCUAUUGAUGACCUUACUGAAGAUAGUCUCCAAUAUGCAUUCCAAUAGAUCAAACCACGAAGAUGAUCAGGAUAUGUUGUCUCAUCUUCUACACAACCUUGCUAGCCAGGGAUCUUUGCAUGGGGAAAAAAACAUCUCUGGACGUCCAAAGGAAUCUCAUAACUUGCCCUACAAUCUCCCUUCUUUAGGGAAUUCAGAAUUGUUGCAUGCCUUGCUCUCGAACGGUUCUCAAGGCCGAAGAUCUGGAGAACAGCUUAAUAUAAUUCCUGGUGGUGAAAUGCUGAGGAAGGAUGAGAAUCUACAAUCCACAACUUCUCAAAGACCAAGCGUCAUGUUCCCCAACCAUGGUAGUUCUCCAGUUGAUGCAGGAGGCAGGGAAUGUUCUGCUGGAAGGAGCAAAUUGAAUAAUUUUGAUUUGAAUGAUGUAUAUGUUGAUUCUGAUGAUGGCAUGGAGGAUGUAGAUAGAUCACCUGUCCGUGUGGAUCUGGGAACCAGUUCUAUUGAAUUGCCUUCAUGGGUACAACAAGAAUCCCAUCAGUCAAGUCCUCCUCAGACAAGUGGAAAUUCAGAUUUGGGAUCUGCCCAGUCUCCUUCCAGUUCUAGUGGGGAUGCUCAGAGUCGAACAGAUCGCAUUGUUUUCAAACUGUUUGGAAAGGAACCCAGCAAUUUUCCCAUCAUUUUACGAGCCCAGAUUUUUGAUUGGUUAUCCCACAGUCCUACAGACAUAGAGAGCUAUAUAAGACCUGGUUGUAUCAUUUUAACGAUAUAUCUUCGUUUAUCUGAGUCUGCAUGGGAGGAGCUCUGUUGUGAUUUGAGCUCCAAUUUGAGUAGACUUCUGGAUAUCUGUCACGAUGUCUCUUUCUGGAGUACGGGAUGGAUUUAUGUCAGGGUGCAGAAUCAAAUAGCAUUUAUAUACAAUGGUCAGGUUGUUGCGGACACAUCUUUACCUUUCAAGAGUAGUAAUUAUAAUACAAUUCUUAGUGUUAAACCUAUCGCUGUGACAUCAUCUAAGAGAGCUCAAUUUGUUGUCAAAUGCUUUAAUUUAUCGCGACCCUCCACGAGGUUACUCUGCUCGUUAGAGGGUAAUUAUCUGGAAGCUGACAGUGUGUUAAUGGAACACGUGGGUGGCUUCGAAGGGCAUGAUGUUAAGUAUCUGAACUUUGCCUGUUCAAUUCCUGCUGUUGAAGAUCAUUGUCUUGGCAGCAGCUUCUUUCCUUUCAUAGUUGCUGAGGAUGAUGUUUGCUCUGAGAUGUGUAUGCUUGAAAGAGAAAUAGAGUUGACUGAGACGGAUGAUUUCCAGCUAGAAACUGGGAAAUUAGAAGCACGAAACCAAGUCACGAAUUUCAUACAUGAAAUGGGUUGGCUUCUCCAUAGAAAUAAUUUGAAGUCCAGAUUGGGGCACUCAGAUCCUAACUCAGACCGUUUUCCUUUUAAACGGUUCAAGUACCUUGUGGCGUUCUCCGUUGACCGUAAUUGGUGUGCUGUUUUAAACAAACUUCUUGACAUUCUUUUCAAUGGAACAGUGGGUGCUGGAGAGCAGCCAUUCUUGAAGUUUGCGCUAUAUGAGAUGGGUCUCCUUCACCGAGCUGUGCGUAGAAAUUCUAGAGCUCUGGUGGAGAUGCUAUUAAAAUAUUCCCCGGAAAGAGUAGCGGAUGAACUAAGUUUGGAAUACAACUCCCUUGCUGAGAGUGACGGGAGUUUCUUGUUUAGACCUGAUGUUGUGGGGCCUGCAGGUCUGACACCUCUUCAUAUUGCGGCUGGUAGGGAUGGAUCUGAGGAUAUAUUGGAUGCCUUGACUUGUGAUCCCGGAAAGGUGGGAAUUGAAGCAUGGAAGAAUGCCCAUGACAGCACAGGAUUCACACCUGAGGAUUAUGCUCGGUUGAGAGGACACUACUCUUACAUACACCUUGUUCAGAGGAAAAUGACCAAGAAAGUAUCUCCUGGGCAUGUAGUUGACAUUUCUGAGACUGGUUCAGAUAGCAGUGUCAACCAGAAGAAAAAUGGAGGGAGCACUACUGGUUUUGAGAUUGGAGUGUCCAAAAUAAGUUCAAUUCAGCAGCCCUGUGGGAUUUGUGAUCAGGAAUUGGUUUGCAGAAGUAGCAGUCGAACUCUGCUUUAUAAGCCUGCAAUGCUCUCAAUGGUGGCCAUAGCGGCUGUAUGUGUUUGUGUAGCCCUUCUUUUCAAAAGCUCGCCCCAAGUUCUGUAUGUGUUCCGUCCAUUCAGUUGGGAGAUGUUGGAAUAUGGUUCCAGCUGA